Knipowitschia caucasica is the source of this 3684-nucleotide messenger RNA. Lineage: Eukaryota; Metazoa; Chordata; Actinopteri; Gobiiformes; Gobiidae. The record is from the annotation of a GenBank genome assembly.
AUGGCUGCGCACCUGAAGAAGCGCGUUUACGAGGAGUUUACUAAAACUGUUCAGCUCAGUCAGGAUGAGGCUCCGGCGAAGAGGCUGCGUCUGUCCAAACCCAGUAAGUCCGCUGCGCUGCACGUGGACCUGUGCAAGGCGGCCAGCUCCACCGACGCCCUCCAGCACCUGCUGCAGUUUGCCAGGCGCUCCGUGGAGGCCGAGAGCGUGGAGGGGGUCAUCCGCAUCCUGCUCGAGCACUACUACAAGGAGGUGGAUAACUCUGUGCGUCUGAAGAUUGCCUCUCUGAUCGGGCACUUGUCCAAAACGCCCGGCUUCAGGCCUGACUGCAUCGUGGAGGACACCAUCAACACACUCAGCACAGAGAAGUCCCACCAGGUGCUGUCCCAGCUGCUCCACGCCCUGCUGCUGAUUGGCUCUCAGCUCACGGACACACCUUCUGUCCGGCAGCGCCUGGUGCAGGUGUCCUGUCAGCAUCUUUCCGACACAUACUUCGGAGUGAGGAACAACUGCCUGCAGCUGCUGGGCUGUGUGGGUCUGACCUGCUCUGCUUCAGUUCUGGACAAAGACGCUCUGGCCACAGGACAGAAGGAUGUUCAGGGCAUCAUCAGUGACUACUUUGGAGACCAGGACCCUCGAGUGCGAACAGCUGCUCUCAAAGCCAUGCUGCAGCUCCACAGCAGAGGCAUGACCAUCCAGCAGGACAUCUAUGACCAGGCGUGCAGGCUUCUGUCUGAUGACUUUGAGCAGGUGCGCUCAGCCGCUGUGCAGAUGGUGUGGGUGCUCAGCCAGCUCUACCCCGAGAGUAUUGUGCCGAUUCCUUCUUCUAACGAGGAGAUCCGUCUGGUGGACGAUGCCUUUGGAAAGAUCAGCCACAUGGUCAGUGACGGCUCCUGGAUGGUGCGAGUCCAAGCUGCUAAAACCCUGGGGAACAUGCUGCAGGUCAGCCCACACUUCCUGGAGCAGACGCUGGACAAGAAGCUCAUGUCAGACCUGCGGCGUAAGCGCACUGCACAUGAAAGGGCCAAGGAGCUGUUUACCUCUGGAGAGUUCUCGUCUGGGAGGAAGUGGGCAGACGACGCCCCCAAAGAGAAGCUGGACACCAACACUGUGAACCUGAUGGCGUCAGGGGCCUGUGGGGCCUUUGUGCACGGGCUGGAGGACGAGAUGUUCGAGGUGAGGAUCGCUGCGGUGGAGGCUCUGUGCCAGCUGGCCCGCUCCUCUGCCAGCUUUGCAGAGAAGUGCCUGGACUUUCUGGUGGAUAUGUUCAAUGACGAGAUAGAAGAGGUCCGGCUGCAGUCAAUCCAUGUCUUGAGAGAGAUCUCCACCCACAUCACCCUGAGGGAGGACCAGCUGGACACAGUGCUGGCAGUCCUGGAGGACUCGUCCCGGGACAUCAGGGAGGCUCUGCACGAGUUACUCUGCUACACCAAUGUGUCAACCAAAGAGUGCAUCCAGCUGGCUCUGCUGGAGCUGCUCAAAAACCUGAACAAAUACCCCACAGACCGCAACUCUGUGUGGAAGUGCCUGAAGUUUGUGGGCCAGCGCCACCCCACCCUGGUCCUGCCGCUGGUGCCCGAGCUCCUCAGCACACACCCGUACUUCGAUACUCCAGAGCCCGAUAUGGACGACCCCGCCUACAUAGCUGUUCUGGUGCUGGUGUUCAACGCAGCCCAGACCUGUCCCACGAUGCCCGCGCUCUUCUCAGACCACACCUUCAGACACUACGCCUAUCUGCGGGACAGUCUGUCUCACCUGGUGCCUCUGCUCACGCUCCCGGGCAGGAAGCAGCCGUACUGCCUGGAGACUGUGGCCUCAGCCUCAGCCUCUGCGUCUGUGGAGGCCGCUCAGCUCUUUCUGCAGCAGAGUUUACUCCGAGUGGAGAACACCCAGAACCUGGAGGCCGCAGGAGCUCAGGACCUGCUCAAUCUCACCAUACGAGACCUGCAGCGUGUGGGAGAGCUGCAGACGGAGCUGGCCGGAGCCGCUGACUUCUGUGCCACAUAUCUGCACUGCCAACUGCUGCUCAGCCAGAUGUCCCUGUGCUCUGUAGACCUGUCUGAGAUGUCCCUGUGCUCUGUAGACCUGUCUGAGAUGUUCCUGUGCUCUGUAGGCCUGUCUGAGAUGUCCCUGUGCUCUGUAGGCCUGUCUGAGAUGUCCCUGUGCUCUGUAGGCCUGUCUGAGAUGUCCCUGUGCUUUGUAGACUUGUCUGAGAUGUCCCUGUGCUCUGUAGGCCUGUCUGAGAUGUCCCUGUGCUCUGUAGGCCUGUCUGAGAUGUCCCUGUGCUCUGUAGACCUGUCUGAGAUGUCCCUGUGCUCUGUAGACCUGUCUGAGAUGUCCCUGUGCUCUGUAGGCCUGUCUGAGAUGUCCCUGUGCUCUGUAGACCUGUCUGAGAUGUCCCUGUGCUCUGUAGACCUGUCUGAGAUGUCCCUGUGCUCUGUAGGCCUGUCUGAGAUGUCCCUGUGCUCUGUAGGCCUGUCUGAGAUGUCCCUGUGCUCUGUAGACUUGUCUGAGAUGUCCCUGUGCUCUGUAGGCCUGUCUGAGAUGUCGUCCCUGUGCUCUGUAGGCCUGUCUGAGAUGUCCCUGUGCUCUGUAGGCCUGUCUGAGAUGUCCCUGUGCUCUGUAGGCCUGUCUGAGAUGUCCCUGAGUCUGAGAUACCUGUCUGAGAUGUCCCUGUGCUCUGUAGGCCUGUCUGAGAUGUCCCUGUGCUCUGUAGGCCUGUCUGAGAUGUCCCUGUGCUCUGUAGGCCUGUCUGAGAUGUCCCUGUGCUCUGUAGGCCUGUCUGAGAUGUCCCUGUGCUCUGUAGACCUGUCUGAGAUGUCCCUGUGCUCUGCUCUGCAGGAGAAGCUGUGGAGGACCGCCGUGCCCCUGUGCCUCAAACAGAACAACACGGCCACACAAGCCGCACAACAGAUGGUGGAGGAGACGUUCCGCCUGGAGUUCCUGUACAGUGGUCUGGAGAGCCGGCAGAUGGCUGCGCUGCACCAUGUGCGGCUGCAGGCGCGGGCUCUGCAGCUGCUGCUGUCUGCACGCACCAGGCAGGGCCUGGACUCUCUGGGCAGCAGCUGUGACCGGUUCCUGAUGGACAUUGACCAUUUUCAAAGGCUGUUCCUGAGCGAGCUGCCACAUCUGAAGGACACGUUUGUGGACAAGGUGCUGGAGCUGAGGCCCCGUCUGUCCAGCUGCGCUCCGGUGGAGGUGGUGAAGCUUCUGCAGAGCACGCUGAGACAGAGCGGGCUGCUGCUGCCCACACUGCCCCCUCAGAUCCAGAAGGCCACCGCGACCAUCAUAGAGCCGACAGGGGAGUCGGACAACCCGCUGCGCUUCACCUCCGGCCUGGUGGUGGCGCUAGACAUUGACGCGACUCUGGAGCACGUGCAGGAUCCGCAGAACACGGUCAAAGUGCAGGUGCAGUACCCGGAUGGGCAGUCCCACCUGAUCCACCCCAAACCGGGAGACUUCAGGAGGCCCGGCCCGUCCCGACACCGCCUCAUCACGCAGGUGUACCUGUCCCACACGGCCUGGACCGAGCCCUGUCAGAUCUCUGUGCGCCUCCUGCUGGCCUACAGCAGCACUGCGCCUGGGGGAGCAGAGUCCGAGGGCCCUCAGGCGGACAUCCAGGGCACCAUUCCCUUCAGCAAACCCGUCAAAGUGUUCAUCAUGCCCAAGCCCACGCGGCGAUAA